Molecule: messenger RNA, 7182 nt
Organism: Arvicanthis niloticus (Nile rat)
Lineage: Eukaryota; Metazoa; Chordata; Mammalia; Rodentia; Muridae
Gene: Stk35
Product: serine/threonine kinase 35
Biological process (GO): negative regulation of G2/MI transition of meiotic cell cycle; protein phosphorylation
Cellular component (GO): nucleus; cytoplasm
Molecular function (GO): protein kinase activity; ATP binding
Source: RefSeq, a predicted model, not a curated record
AUUACAUUUAAUCUUUCUUGUGUGCUUUUAACACUAUUCUGUUUUAAGUACUUUAACUGUGUCUUCGAAGACACAAGGUUGAUUGUCUCCUCCAGUGGCAGAGUCACAAUGAAGGCAAAGACUGUCAUGCCCACUCCUCUUUUCCCAGACUUAAAAUAGUGUGUAGCAGAAACUCUAGUUAUGUCCUUCAAUAUCAGCUAACAAAAUACUGGGCACCUUCUAGUCAUUGGAGUACAAAGCAGGGCACAAAAUACUUAAAAAUCCACGGCUAGGGGCCGAGGAUGGAGUUUAGUAAAGUGCCUGUCUAGCACGCACAAAGGCCUAGGUUUGAUCCCUAGCCCCUGUACAAACAAAUAGGGUGUAUAAACCUGUGUGGUGGUGCCCGCCUUUAAUCUCAUUACUCAGGAGAGGACGGCAAGAAGUUCAAGAUCAUUCUUAACUACGCAGCCAUUGUGCUCCCUCCCACGACAAAGAGCUGCCGGGGUGAAGGGUAUCAAAAUCCAAGCCCAAAGCAGCUUAUAGCAGGCACUCAAUUAGCCAACCAUCAUAUUUCAUUUGGUCCUUUACAACCUGGGAAUUGAGGACCACCCGGUUUGGCAGAGAAGGAUAUUGAGGAUUAUGUGUGGCUGAGAUCAUUGGGGUCAUUAGUGGGCGUGGGGAUUAGCAUUCUAACCCUGGUCUCAGCUGUGAAUCAAUUACACCUAAGCCAUCCACCCAAUCAGCAUCAAGUACCGACUGCGGGCGUGGAGGUACUAUGCAGGUCAAGUCCGGAAAGGCGUUUGCCGAGUGCAGACGACUCGCGAAUGCUCUUGGUAUAAAUCGCGGGAUUUUGGCGCGCUCUUUUUGUUGGCUGGGUGUUCUCGCCAGUGAUUGGUUCCGGGCUGUCGCGGCUGCCGGGUCUACCUCGGCAGUGGAGAGGCGGCGCAGCUCUCCGCUGGCCUCCUGGGGGAUGGGCCACCAGGAAUCUCCGCUGACCAGAGCAGCGGCGGGAGGUGCAGCUUACAUAAAGAGGUUACGUAAAGUGCUCAGCUGGCGCGAACUCGAGGACAGCCACGGGAACCUGGAAGCGGAGGCCUCCCCCGGGAGCGUUGCUGUCAUCACAGGAGCAGCGCCGCGACCCGCUACACGUCCAACCCGGCUCCCCGCCUCGCGCCCUACUCGACUCCGCAGACAACCCCAGCUCGGAACGGACCAUCCUCCGGCGCGGGCUCCAAGGGGGAACCGGUCCGCCCGGAAGAGGAACAGCGCCGGCCAGAUCAUAAUCCAAGGUACCGCUCCUCCGCAUCUCGGGGCUAGACGGAGGGAUGAGGCAAGGGGGGCCCGGGCGGCGCCGUUGCUGCUCCCCCCGCCCCCCGCAGCCAUGGAAACGGGGAAAGAGAACAGAGCCCGCAGAGGGACAAAAAGCCCGGAGCGGAAAAGGCGAAGCCCAGUGCAGCGGGUACUGUGCGAGAAGCUGAGGCCGGCGGCCCAGGCCAUGGAUCCGGCUAUGGCCGAGGUCCCGGGCGAGGCCUUCCUGGCCCGGCGGCGGCCGGAUGGCGGCGGCGGAGAUGUUCCUGCACGACCGCGCUACAGCCUGUUGGCGGAGAUCGGGCGCGGCAGCUACGGCGUGGUUUAUGAGGCUGUGGCUGGACGCAGUGGGGCCAGGGUGGCAGUCAAGAAGAUCCGCUGCGACGCUCCCGAGAACGUGGAGUUGGCACUAGCAGAGUUUUGGGCCCUAACCAGCCUCAAGCGGCGUCACCAGAAUAUCGUGCAGUUUGAGGAGUGCGUCCUACAACGCAACGGGUUAGCCCAGCGCAUGAGUCACGGCAACAAGAACUCACAGCUUUACCUGCGCCUGGUGGAGACCUCCCUCAAAGGAGAAAGGAUCCUGGGCUACGCUGAGGAGCCCUGCUAUCUCUGGUUUGUCAUGGAGUACUGUGAAGGUGGAGACCUCAAUCAGUAUGUCCUGUCCCGGAGACCAGACCCAGCCACCAACAAAAGUUUCAUGCUACAGCUUACAAGCGCCAUUGCCUUCCUGCACAAAAACCACAUCGUGCACAGGGACCUAAAGCCAGACAACAUCCUGAUCACAGAGCGGUCUGGCACCCCCAUCCUCAAGGUGGCAGACUUUGGACUGAGCAAGGUCUGUGCAGGGCUGGCACCUCGAGGCAAAGAGGGCAAUCAAGAUAACAAAAAUGUGAAUGUGAAUAAAUACUGGCUGUCCUCAGCUUGUGGCUCAGACUUCUACAUGGCUCCUGAAGUCUGGGAGGGACACUAUACAGCCAAGGCGGACAUCUUUGCUCUGGGCAUUAUCAUCUGGGCAAUGAUAGAAAGAAUUACUUUUAUUGACUCUGAAACCAAGAAGGAGCUCCUGGGGACCUACAUUAAACAAGGGACUGAGAUCGUCCCUGUUGGUGAGGCGCUGCUAGAAAACCCAAAGAUGGAGUUGCAUAUCCCUCAGAAGCGUAGGACUUCCAUGUCUGAGGGGGUCAAGCAGCUCUUGAAAGACAUGUUAGCUGCUAACCCACAGGACCGACCUGAUGCUUUUGAACUUGAAACCCGAAUGGACCAGGUCACAUGUGCUGCUUAAACUCCAGGGCUGAACGUCUUGGGUGUUUUUAAACUAGGUCGAUCCUUCGGGACCCACAGUCUCAUCAUGUCUCGGACAGGAUGGCAGAGGGUACAGGUGGUGGUGAUCUCCUGACAGCUGGACCUCCCGCAAUGUGAAGCUUUUGCUUGGGUUUCCCACUCUACCCUUUUCUUUUUCCUUUAUUAUAAUAAUAAUAAUUUUUUAAACAUUAAACCAUCAAGACUUCUGAAGAGCAAAAGGCUACACUCUGGACAGGCACCUUUUUUAUUGUUGGUUUGUUUUGUUUUUUAAGAACAUUGAAUGUGGACAAAGCUUAUGCAUAUAGUCACUGUUAAUCUGUUUAUUUCUUAAGUUAGGAAGCAGUUUUGGUUUUAUCUUUGAUGUUCUGUUUUCUUUCUUACACACAUCUCAGUUCUGCUUUAGCAUCCCAGUUCCCACAGAAGUUCUGUCUACCCAGAGUUUGGUAUUUCUCCUGGAAAGGGAUAUGAAGAGCUAAGGAAGCAGCCUCUGAGUCACCUCCCUCCAGAUGUGGGAGCUGCUGGACUCCUUGGAUGGGCUGGACCUGGCCAGCCCUCAGGCCUCAGACAGGAUCAGAGAUGAAGAACCUCUCAGAAGAGGAGCACCAGGGUUUGGCCAGAGGGACUCUAGAAAGAAGACCUAAACCAUGGGUUUGAUUCUCUUUUAAGUUCUUGGGAGCCCCAGGCCAUACCAGGACUCACUGUAGUGGGCAUUGCUUCCCUCUUCUGCCCUUUCCAACUGGGGUCCCUGAGGAAAGAGACCAAGAGUGAUCAUCCCAUCACUUGGGGAUAGAGAGACCCCACCCCCACUCUCUUUCCACAAGCCUAUCUUCUAUUAGGACUGUUGUGCCAAUUUCCUGUCAGACUUGGUCUUCUUUGGCCUCUUGUCACUACUAUGAGGCCAGUACCUUUCACCUUCUCCUCCUGGAUUGUCUUCUCUAUGUGAUAUAAGUUUAGCCUGUCACAGAGACUACCUAGGUCCCAAGAUCCAGUUUUGAUCCUUGCAGAGUACCCUCAACUAGCUGCUGCCAUCAUUUCCUCACAGUGAAAGGUGUGCCCGGUGUACCAGGAUCCCUAGUGUCACCACUGGGUGACACUAUCAAGCGCCAUCUCUCUUACCCCCAGGGACUUCAUGUUAGGUGAUCAACUUCUAUGUUACUUUUGUCUGAGAAGAGAAAGGAACUGCCUUAAAGAGGGAGGUAUGAGGCAGAUGGGGUGUCCAGGUGGCUAUUAGGGGCCCAUAUAGCAGCUAGCCAUAUAAAGCACCCCAAACCUAGACCCCUGUGACUGCCGCACACACUUUAACUCCCUUGCAGUGUUCUUACAGCCUCCUGAGGGAAGAUCCUCUCCCUCCAGCUGCCUCAAGGACCCCACCAUUCUCUCUGGAGUUGCCCUCUACUUAGAUGCACCUUUGGUUGCUUCCAGACUUUUCACCUUGUUCUGGCCUCGUGGGAUGGGGUCUCUGGACAAGGAAACAAGGUAUCUGUGUUCAUUCUUGUUUAUCCUUCCUAAACUAGCACAGGAUGGAUAGGGAAAUAAGAGGUUGGGGGAGCUUUCCCUCAAGCAGGGGUCCCUUGUUCCUAUAGUGCAGGGAAGGCCAGCACAGCUGACCCUGACAGCUCACCCUGCUUAGUUAGCUCUGUCCACUUUUCACUUUCCAGCCUUCUCUUAGGCAACUCAGCACCAAAGUUUCUUUCUCCUCUUGGCCAGAGGUCAGCUGCUGUUCCUGUGGGUGAAUGACUGCAGGUGGGAACCUUACCUUGUGCUGCACUGUGAUAGCAUCUCCUUGAGUGACUUUAUAAGCAGCCUCCUGAGCCUAAUCAGAGUGGCACCUGGGAGGGUGGGAACAGUGGCAUCCCCUAAAUGCAAGAUACAUUCCAUUUCUGUUCUGCUGCCUUCCCUUCCCGGGGGUGCUGCUGUCUCUGCACCUGAACAGAUGGGAAAAGCAGCCUCUGAGCUCAGGACCCCAACUCAUCCUGCUCAAGGCUCAGCCUAGCCAAUCACUAAUCUGUCUACCUUAUUCUUUUCUCUCCCCUGUCUCUAACCAAGAUCUGGGUUAUAGUGCUUCCCACCGUACUUUUCUUGUUGUCAAUGUAGCCCCUGUAGGUUGUAGGUGGGUAGCCUAGUGAGGGGUACCUUCUUUCCUGUAUCUUAUCUUCCAUGACUCCCAGCUGGUUCUGGCCUGGAGAUUGCACCUCUUUCUCUGGCUCCAGUGGAGCCAGGUCUUGAGCCCCAAGUGCCUGUUCCUGCUGUUUUCAUCCUUUCCUCCCUGUAAUCCUUGCUAUCACCUGCCACCUGGAAGCUGGCCCUGUGACAUGCUGGCUGUGCUGUGGCAGGUGGGUCAGGACCCCUGUGGGCUCUAGUCUUCGCAGAGUCCAGCUCCCUGUCCCUCUUGGGAACCAACAUCCUUUUCCUCUGUUACUUCCCUCUUCUGCCUCUCUCUGGAUGCAGGCUUGCCAGUAGCUCUGGGGCAUCUGACCUCAGGUGCCUCCAGGUUCGUUAAAUCUGUUCACAUUCUAGAAGUUUGCAAAACUCAUAACGUUUGUCCUUUCGGGUGGUGGUGAGGAUUGCCUGUUGGGAGACUAGCCUGGCCUCAGUUCUCUGUGCUCUGAGCUCAGCUCCCUGUCAGUGAAGGGAGUCAGCAGGACAGAUCAUAGUGCCUUACUUAGUCCAUUGUCUUCCCUGGCCAGACUCAGCCAGAAGCAGGUGGCUGUCUUCUGGUUCAUUUUGUCACUUGUUCUCACAGUCCCCCACCUGUAUAUAGCCACAGGGGAGGGAAACCUGAGCCCCCACCACCUCCUGUGGGCUGUGUAGCCAGACACACCUCCCUCUUGCCUCUAUGGCCCUCACAGCAGCUUUAGACAGGACCAAAUGCUGCUGCCCACAUAUGCACACUGCCUUUGUUCCUCCCUGUUCUUAGCUCUAGCCAGGAAGACACCGACUGCACCAUCCAAACUGGCACCAGCUAACCCCCUCUGGUCACAGGAGACCAAGGUUCAGGCUCUAGCCUCACCUAGCUUAGGGGUACUGGGGCAGGGAGUAGGAACUCUUGUCCCACCUUGUAGGGUUUGCCUUUGGCAGCCUGAGGGAUGUUUAAUGUUUACUUAAAGAAAAUACCCUGUUUACAGCUGGAGGAGAAAUGCGCCCACACUAGGUGAAGAUCUGACUCUGGAUAGGGCCUGGUCUCCUUUGUGGCACUGCCAGUAGUUAACUGCAGUGGUGGUGAAGGCAGAGAAGCCUGGAGUGAGCAGAGGCCCUUGACUUACUCUGCUUCCUAACCCUGUGGUGCUAAGACCACUCCCUAUUUUCCUCAUAGCCUUCUUGCCCCACCAAUCCCCACCAUCAUUUCCUCCUUCAAGAUUCUCAGCUCUAACAUAUCACUAUUUUAGAAAACCAGUGUUUGCAGCAAUAAAGUUUUAUUGUUUUGUGUGAAUCUUAUUCCAAGAAGAGAAGAGCGUUGUGGGAAUCUGUUUGUGCUGUUAGCUGUUUACUGUUUGAGAAGACAACUUGGAGGGAUGGAUUAUAUGGCUUUUAACCUUUAGGUAUCUUGAAGAGUGGGAAGAGCAAGAGUUUGACUGCUGUCCUCCAAGGAGGGGACUCUACUGCCCUCGCCUUACUCUGAUGUGCCCCUUCCAGCCCUGCCUACCGCGAGCUCUUCCACCUGUCUUCCUCCGUCCCCAUCUGGGGGCACUAGUGGCUCAACUCUAGGUGGGUCUUUGGUUACUCCCCCCCUUGACUGGAUUCUCUCUCCCUAUCUGACAGCUCCAGACAGCUGCUGGGAGUCUACCUCAGAAUUGGCUAAGCUUGGUUAUUCAGCUCUCCAGGCCAGCAGACUCUGGAGGCUGAGGCCUCUGCCUUCUCUGAUUCUGAGCUUGUGCAUACAGGUCAGCACAGGCCCGGCUUUGAGGGAAAGGAGCCUAGUCUGGACACGUGCUCUGGAAGGAGAACCCAGUAGGUACUCGUACCAUUGGCUGAUAUCAGUAUCCACAGCCAUCGCUGAGGGGCAAGUCUACUGCCAUUCGUUGCCUAGGACCCCUAGGAUUGGGGAGAGUACCAGAACGAGUGGGCUUUUUUUUUUUUUUUAAAUCCAGAUGAGAUCAUAGGAAGAAGGAAACCUAUUUAAGGGACUUUCCCCCCAUCCCCAAAACACUUUUACCCCAAGGGCUCCUUGCCAUCAAAACUGGAGGAUAUUUCAGUUACUCUUAUGCUCAUGCUCAUGCUCAUGUGAGCCAGACUUGGUUUUAAGGGAGGUUUAAAGCCAGGCACAAGGUUAGUUUCAAAUACUAGUUAAAAUCAUUUUCUUUCUUUCUUUCUUUCUUUCUUUCUUUCUUUCUUUCUUUCCUUCCUUCUUUCUUUCUUUCUUUCUUUCUUUCUUUUUUUUUUUUUUUUGCACAGAAGCUGGUAAUAUAGGACCUAUGUGUGAACAACUUUAUAUGAGUAUUUUUUUUUGUACUUGGCUCACGUGGGUUGGUAUGAUAACAUAUUUAAGUUCCUUGAACACUGUGGAUUCCCCCUAAUGUGUAUGAAUGACUGAAACUUUGUAAAUUAAGGGACGUUUGUGUGAAUAAAGUUAUUUGAUGGGAUCAAAAAGCCAUA